AUGAUGGUCACUGCGAGAACCCCCUGGGGCUGGUUCCUGGGGCAUCUCUUCCUCGGGGUCACAGGAUCCUUAGCCUCAAGUGCCAGCGGCCGGAUCAUACAAGGCCAGGACUGCCGUCCUCACUCGCAACCCUGGCAGGCGGCACUCUUCUCAGAAGACAAUUUGUUUUUCUGCUCGGGCGUCCUGGUGCAUCCGCAGUGGGUGCUGUCAGCAGCACACUGCUUACAGGAUUCCUACACCGUGGGACUGGGCCUGCACAGCUUGGAAGGCUCCCAAGAGCCUGGCAGCCGGAUGUUAGAGGCCCACCUCUCCAUCCAGCACCCGAACUACAAUGACCCUCCUUAUGCCAACGAUCUCAUGCUCAUCAAGCUCAACGAAUCAGUGAUGGAGUCUAGCACCAUCAGACGCAUCCCUGUGGCUUCCCAGUGCCCCACCCCUGGGGAUACCUGCCUAGUCUCCGGCUGGGGUCGACUAAGGAACGGGAGACUGCCCAGCCUGCUGCAGUGUGUGAACCUCUCGGUGGUGUCGGAGGAGACUUGCCGGCUGCUGUAUGACCCUGUGUAUCACCUAAGCAUGUUCUGCGCUGGAGGAGGACUGGACCGAAAGGACACAUGCAAUGGGGACUCUGGGGGUCCCAUAGUAUGCAACAGAUCCCUGCAAGGGCUCGUGUCUAUGGGACAAGGAGAGUGUGGGCAGCCUGGCAUACCGAGUGUCUACACCAACCUCUGCAAGUUCACUAACUGGAUCCAAACCAUCAUUCAGACCAGCUAG
Molecule: messenger RNA, 771 nt
Organism: Peromyscus eremicus (cactus mouse)
Lineage: Eukaryota; Metazoa; Chordata; Mammalia; Rodentia; Cricetidae
Gene: Klk4
Product: kallikrein related peptidase 4
Exons: 5
Coding region: 1-771 (256 amino acids)
Biological process (GO): amelogenesis; extracellular matrix disassembly; proteolysis
Molecular function (GO): serine-type endopeptidase activity
Source: RefSeq, a predicted model, not a curated record